AUGGAUAUUCUCUAUCUUCGACUCCAACAGCCAGUCAAGUACGGCCUUGGUCAUUACGGACGCAUUCUCGGUCCCUAUCUUCAUCAAAUCUUCAGUACAUGGAGUGAAGUGAUCUUGCCGCCCCCCCUCACGACCAUGCACUCGCUAGACCUCCACCACAUCCCCCUCUGGGUCGCAGCUGGAUGCACAACAGCCCAACGGCCUCUCAGAUCACUCACACGCACAGCACACCUCUUCACGACCCUCAACUACCCGAUUCUCCGACUCUGGGAUGUCAUUCAAGGCGACUCCGACAUAUCGCACGCCUUCACCGAGAUGCUUCACUGGCUAGCACCUUCUCGCACAGCAGCAGCUGCAGGUCCAGCGGUUACAACACAUCUGCAGCCUCUUUUCACGCGAUUUCGACAUGUCAGUUCGGCCCCCACUUCCAAGUCCAUUAACAUGCUGCCCACCACGACUGGACGAUCGAUCCCAAGACCCUGGAACUUACCACGCCCUUCACCAUACGUAAAAGACUUCACCAGACCACGAGCACAACUAUCCCUCUACCAAGACUUGGCAUACAUCGGCCGGUUCAUUGGCACUGCGUGGCAACGCGAGAUCUCCAUGGACAAGUCUUUACUACCCGUUUUUCGAGACGUGAGAUUCCGCCUCCAUCACAAUGCUUUGGGCUUCCUAUACAAGUACGCCUGGCGUUCGGGCUCAACAACUUGUGUACACGGCUGCAACUCAACGGAAGAUGCCAAACACUUGUUCUGGGACUGUCCACAAGCACAACGAGUAUGGCAAUACUAUCUGGCACCGUUUGAAGACAUCAGCGGCAAGCUACACUGGCAAGACAUCCUGUUUACUGAUUCCAUCAGCAUCAAGACAGAACACAAGACAACCUACCAAGACAGCUUCUUUUCCCUUCUGCGCUUCAUCCAGGCAAUUUGUUUCCGACAACUUUGGCUUCAACGCAACCUCCUUCUGUACGAUGAAGCUUUUCCAGACUCGCUGGCACUCGGCGCCGAAGCUCAAGCGUACCUAUGGCUUCACAUACAAGCUUAUCUCAAGCGUAUCGAAGGCCCAGACAAGCGGAAACUUCACCGCUUUUGUUCACAACUGCUCCACGGCGGUCCACACUACCAAGCCUUCCUCCCAGACACUACUUACCUACACCGAACCGCCUGA
Aphanomyces invadans is the source of this 1173-nucleotide messenger RNA. RefSeq lists its product as hypothetical. The record is from RefSeq and is a predicted model, not a curated record. The transcript has a single exon. Lineage: Eukaryota; Oomycota; Saprolegniomycetes; Saprolegniales; Verrucalvaceae. The coding region runs from base 1 to 1173 and encodes 390 amino acids.